AUGUCUCGUGGCAAGGCAACUUAUCUACAAGCUUUCGAAUCAUUAUGCCAUUACUCUCAUAUACCAUGUGUAACUGUGAAAGGUUUGGCUAAAGGUGUUGACUAUAUAGUCGGUAUGUGCUUAAGUGAUGCCCAAUUGACAGCGACCGGUGAACAACAACAGCCUAAUCAACACUUAUCCCCCAUUAUAAACCGAUUACAACAUGCUUGGAAUGCUGCUUAUCUAGAUGGUAAAUGGGCAUUAUUUGAUCCAAUGUGGGCAGCACAACGUUUAGCUGUCAGUGCUAAUACACGUUUAUCACAAUUAGUUCAAAGUGGACAAAUGGAUUAUGAAACAGAUAUGUUCUAUUUUAAUGUUGAUCCAGCUAAAUUGAUUUAUUCACAUUUUCCAUUUGAUGAUUCUUGGCAAAUGCUUAAUCCACCGGUGACAUUAAAGCAAUUUGAAAAUAGUGUCCUUUUGAAACCAGCAUUCUUUCGUCAUGGUCUUGGAUUACUUUCUCAUCAGGAUUGUGUUAUUCUAGCACCGAAUAAACUUGUCAUUAAGCUUUCUAUGCCAAGAGCUUUGACAGAGAAUUUGAAAUUUACAUUCAAUUUAAAAUAUGAGGAGAAGAAUGAUAACUUGGAUUUACCAAAUUUAUCUCAAUUUGGACUACAUGAAUUAUCAAGACGUGAUGCAACUGUAACAUUCCAUUUUCGUUUUCCUAAACCAGGAGCUUAUAAACUUACUUUAUAUGCUCAACGAAUUGGUGAGAAGUUAUUUGCCGACAUUUGUGAAUAUCGUGUAGAGUCGAAAGGGAACACAGAAGUUUUGAACAACACUACACCCACUGGUAUCACUAUCCCUCCAUUUCCGCCAACAACACAAGCACAUUAUGGACCAGCAGAAAAGGCUAAAGAAUUCGGUAUUACAACUGUACCGUCUGAUUUGGAAGCUCAACUACACUGUCGUACUGGUGUGUUGGAGUUAAGAUUUACAACAAAAAAUCCGCAAGAUAAACUUCCACGUUUAACAGCUCUUUUGAAGUCAUUAAUUCAUGAGACAAAAAUGCUAACUGAUUGUAUCCUUAUUCGAACAAUUGAAGCUGUUCCACCAAGUAGUAUCAAUUCUACAACCAGUCGUUUAUCGACCAGUAUAACUACAACUAAUCAAGGACCAUGUAUUCAUAUGAUUAUAUUGACAGCAUAUUUACCAACAGCUGGAGAGUACGCCUUGGAAGUCUAUGCAGCACCAGCAGACUCUGAUGAGAAAACAUCUUAUUUUUUGGUAUGGCAGUUUUUAAUUGAUUCUGAAUUAGGUGUUCAAUUGUCAACACCAGUUAGAAAACGUUUAGCUACAAUGAAUUUAGGUCCACAAGAUGAGAUAUGGUCUACAUUGGGUUUAAAGUUACUCAGUCAUAAUGAUCCAUUAAUUCAUGUACCAACAAUUGGUUCAUUGGGAUUACAAAAAACUCGAAGUAAAUCAGAAAUUAUGAGUCAAUAUAUAAGUCAUACUGAUAAAUUGACGAAUAAUUUAACUGUAGGUGAUUCAUUGGCCAUGCCUGGAUCCGCGGUAUCAUCGGAAAAGACAUAUGAGUUGGACGAUGACGUUCAAGAUCCACGUAGUUAUGAUUUAAAGAUAAGAUUUUUGAAAGAAACUCGACAUAAACUUUAUGUGGUUGGACAAUUUGUCGAUAUAAGUACACUGGAUGAAGAAGAGGAUUGUACAACUUACUUAUUACAACAAUGGGAGGAACCAGAAGAGCUGGACUGA
Heterobilharzia americana is the source of this 1749-nucleotide messenger RNA. The record is from the annotation of a GenBank genome assembly. NCBI's taxonomy places the organism in Eukaryota, Metazoa, Platyhelminthes, Trematoda, Strigeidida, Schistosomatidae.